AUGCGUCCCGCCCAUGAAGCUGCUGUGUCAUCACUUUCAGAACCCGCCAGAAAACGUGCCAAAUACACUCAGAUCGCUUGGUUCGUCUAUCCCCGCACGGUGGCCAUCGAAUACACAUUCUAUCUAUACUGGCCCCUAACACUGAAAAUUCCCAGCACUGAGUGCAAACGUCGCAAGAUAAAAUGUAGUGGCGGAAGCCCAUGUACACGCUGUGCACAAGGCAAGGCUCUUUGCAGAUACUCUACCGAUCGGAUUCCGAUCCAGGAUGCCGACUUUAAAGAUGCACGAGUCGGCCCCCGCUUCGAUGCAAUUGAUCGACAUCUUGAGUCUCUCCAGCAAGAAAUGCGAUCUAUGUCGGCCCGUCUACGAGAGCUAGAGGCGUCGAGUCCAGCGUCUUCCAUGCCAGCAAAGUCCAACACUCAAAAGGAACUCGAUCGCAUCCUGAAUGCGCCUAAAACCCCAACAUAUGUAGGGCCUACAAGCGCUGAAUUUGGUCUUCGGCAGCAUCAAUCCUCCCUGAACCCUCCAGAGAGUGCAUAUGACACGGAUGAAGAUGAGCCUGUGUCCAACUCAGCGGGAAGAAGCUCGAUGCCGCAUCCAGGUAGCGGAGUGAGUCUCCACCUAGAAGAAGUCUUACGCUUACUCGAGGUGUAUGAGGAUUUGGUGGGCGUGAUGUAUCCUUGUGUGGAUAUGGAAAGUGUUCGAGUGUAUGCGCAGGACUACUAUCGGUCUCAUGGAAUCAUCACAACCAGUACCGAUGACCUGCAAGAUCAGAGCUCCGAGGAUCAAGACUGGUUCUUUGCUCGGGACAUUCAGGUGUUGAAGCUGCUGCUUGCCACCGCCCUGUUGGCCGAAUCUCAUGGCCGUAGCGAACUGGCUGCGCAGCUUGCAGACAGUGUGGAAGACCACUUUGCACCGCGAUUCAAGGUGGCUGAGGUAGAUAUGAAGGAGAUUCUGAUCAUGACCUUACUUUCUAUAUUUCAUUCCUAUCGAGACGACGAAGUCAUAUCCUGGCGAAUGACCCGUAUUGCGACAAGCGCGUGCAUGGAACUUGGUCUUCACCGUCAAGAGACAUGGCGACAGACUGGUGGUGUCUUCCCAGGUGAACUGGCAUGGAGGUGGGCCAUGCGACUGUUCUGGUGCGUCUAUGUCCUUGAUCGGAAGUGGUCGUUUGGCAGUGGGCUGCCAUUUGGCAUGCAGGACACCGACAUUGACACGAACAUUCCCGAACCGGGACACUCCACGCCGUAUCUGGCUUGCUUGAUCUCGCAUGCGAGACUGAGCACCAAGAUCUGGGGUCUAGUGAUGGAAUGGCCAGAGCACUGCCCUUCCACGACGGCAGAUCAAUGCGCCCAGCUUGAUGCUGAGGUACGACAAUGGAUUUGGUCCAUUCCGCCCGAACUUCGCUUCAGUCCGACUUGGUCGUCCGCUGCAGAUGCACAAGCCGAGCGGUCACCGCAGCAAGAUCGUAUGAGAAUGUUGCAGGUCCUUCUCGCGCUGCAAGGAAAUCAGCUUCGCAUUCUCGUGUAUCGACAAAAUCUGCAAAGCAAGGAACGGAUUGCUGGAGACCCGGCCGGUGCAAUGAUCGCGGUGGAGACGGCCAAGAACACAAUUCACAUGCUGGAAGAUUACAGCAGCGAGUCGAAUAUCUACUUUGAUCGACCGGAGCCAUUCAACUACUUCUUGAUCUCUGCCCUAGCUGCUCUUCUCUUAGCAGUGUCGCAUGCUCCGAAUCGCUUCAGCCAUGUCUGCCGACCGGAAUUCUACACAGCGAUAAGACUCGUGCGUCGCUCUGCAACUCGUGCACGAACUUCUAGGCGGUUACACAAAUUACUCAGACGUUUGAAGCAUGUUCAGUUACCCAAAGGAAGUCUCGAUCACCAGGCUGUUUCUCGCGUUCGUCAAGAUGAUUACAAAAAUCCUGGGAGUCAUGGCCCUGCAAUUGAGCGGUCACGACUACCAGAUCAAAUGUCGUUGGUAGCUACAGCCACCCCUCGCUAUGGAUGGGAUUCUGCGAGCGGACAUUUGUUGGCAAGCAACUCGAUUGCAACACCAAAUCCGAACCUGACCCACGACCGCUCAUCAGCUCUUUGGAACACUUCGCUUGGCACGAUUGAAGACGGUUCCAGGGUGUGUGAAGAUUUAAGCAGCUUCUUCGAGAACGCAGGUGAUUACUUCUUCGAUCCUCAUUUGGCAUUAAGCGUGCAGGCGUCGAGCACCGCAGAUGCAUCCCUGGUACGGGGAGUUGAUAUGGGAUUCUUUUCGGUCCCCGCGAAUCCACUGUCGCCCAGUCAUGCGUUUGACAACCUGGAUGCUGCUAAUGAAGAGCUGACCCGGGCCAUGGCAGGUCUUUUAUGA
Messenger RNA from Penicillium diatomitis, 2358 nucleotides. Its product is annotated as transcription factor domain-containing protein. Bases 1 to 2358 code for a protein of 785 amino acids. NCBI's taxonomy places the organism in Eukaryota, Fungi, Ascomycota, Eurotiomycetes, Eurotiales, Aspergillaceae. The transcript has 3 exons. The record is from RefSeq and is a predicted model, not a curated record. Gene Ontology annotation, biological process: positive regulation of transcription from RNA polymerase II promoter by galactose; DNA-templated transcription. Gene Ontology annotation, cellular component: nucleus. Gene Ontology annotation, molecular function: zinc ion binding; RNA polymerase II cis-regulatory region sequence-specific DNA binding; DNA-binding transcription factor activity, RNA polymerase II-specific.